Molecule: messenger RNA, 1479 nt
Organism: Rotaria socialis
Lineage: Eukaryota; Metazoa; Rotifera; Eurotatoria; Philodinida; Philodinidae
Source: the annotation of a GenBank genome assembly
AUGAUGAACAACAUGUCUGAAUCUCUUCGUGGUUACCUAAUGUUAAUGCCAAUAUUUAUAUUUGAUAGAUCAUUUUUGUCAGAGACAAUGCCUGUCGCAAUGCCUAUGCGUCUUGAUCGAUCAGACUUAUUAUACAUUAAUUAUGAAUUAUCUGCAUUAAAUAAAGAAGAAAGUGAAGCACAAAAUAAAACGAUUGAUAAUAUAGAUGAUUCAACAAUGAAUAUCAAUGUUAAUUAUGAUGACGAUAUUAGUAGUCAAGGAACAAUGGAUUCAAUAGCAGCUACUAGAGGGUAUUUAUUUGACAUAAAUGAGUUUGAUAAACAUGAGCGAGUCGAAAAAUGGCUUGAUGAAUGCAAUGAUGAUAUGGGAAUGACUGGUACUGGUACAUGGACAGGUGUUAAUGAAUUAGAUCCAUCAUCAAAUACAAAUGGGCCAAAUGUUGAUGUUCAUCUAGCUCUUCAUUUAACUAAUCUUUUACCGAUUGAUAUUGAAUGUUCAAUUGAUAAUGUCGAAAAAAAUUAUUUAAAACCAAAUCAAUUAAAUCUAAUUACAUCUGGAAAUAAGUAUUCCACAUUAGUCUUCACGAUUCCAUAUUAUGAUAAUAUUAAAUGGAUAUCAGAACCGAUCGAUUUAAAAGUGGAAGGAAAAGGUGACUAUAAUGAACGUCUUGUUAUUCUUCAUGGCUCUGCUUCUGCGAAUUCUCAAAAAAUAUUGAGAAUGGUUUUACGUGUUGAUACAUUCCAUGAAUCAUAUGAUUUGUUAUUAUAUUCACCAUUUUGGAUUCUGAAUCGUACAGAGUUACAACUAGAAUUUCAAAUUGAAAAUAGUCGUACAUGUGUGCAAGUUACUGAGAUACCGUUUUUAGUUUGUCCAGAAAAAUUUGAAAGUGAAGCAAGUAACAAGACACAAGGACAACUUCGACUCUAUGGUAUUGGACAAGAAGAUAAUACAACACUUUGGUCAGAAAAUUUUUCGCUUGAUGUUAUUAAAAGUACUGGUAUGGCAUUUUGUAGAGUACCAAAUGGUCGAACAUACAUGGUGUGCGUAUACAUUGAAACAUCUUCAUUUGGUUUAACAAAAAUUGUUACAUUUUCACCACCAAUAGUUAUUAUUAAUAAACUAGCUAUUGGCAUUGAAGUUAUAGAAACGGUACCAGAUAAAGAACAAGAUGAAUGGAUAUCAGUUAAUUAUGAACAAAUAAUUCCAUUUUGGCCACAAUAUGUAAAAUAUGGUUUAAUGCGUGUUCGUUAUACACAUAAUCGUGUAGCAACAUCAAGUCCAUUUACAAUACAUCAAAAAAAUCGAACACUUUUACGCAUGAAUGAUGAAAAGCAUCCGACGAUUCUUGUUGAAAUAUCAGUAACGGAUCGUGAUGGUGUAAAAGUUAUUUUUAAUGAUUAUAAUAUUGAUGAUGCAUCUCGUCUUGUUAAUCGUUCGAAAGAUGAUCUAAUUUCAUUUUCUCAAGUUAAUGACGUUUAA